AACAUACGUUCAAUUUCGUCAACACUGAAAUUAUUUUCAAGAUUGUUAAAUAUUUCAGUGUAAUGUGGUAUACAAAUCUUUGUGACCCCUUUGUAUAGUUUAUUAGCAAUCAAAUAGAUUCACAAUGGAGGAAAACAAGUCUAUCCUACACGAGUUAUACGUGUUUUCUGAAUGGAAACCUGAACCCGAAUACAUCCAAAAACCGGAUAAUAUUCUUCCGGAAAAUAUAUCAACUCUCUGGCGAUGGUUCAAGUUUUUCGGUCCCAAAAAGAGCCUCAUUGACAGCAUAGCAGCAUGCAAGGAAAGACAGCAAAAGUGGCACAUAGCGCUCGGGGACGAAGGCAAGGUGAUUGCAGUCCUGACUGAUAAUAUUCUGGAGAUCAGGACAAAGCGCUCGGAGUAUGCCACUAUAGCGGCUCGGACUACAGUUUCCCGAGAUGCAUAUCCCCAGUGGCGCAAGUUGGUGUGGAGUCCGGACUGCUCAUUCCUGGCCAUGGCUUACGGGAAUGGUGUAGUCAGCUUCUUUGACCUGACAGCUUCCAACCUGUUUAAUAUACCUGCUGACUGUACAAGACCGGGUGGGCUAGAGUGCACUGACAACACCCAUGCAGUUGCGGACAUCAUAUUUAUGCCACUCAGGGUGAAGGACAACAAAUGGAACUGGGAAGUCCUGGUGGUGACAUACGACGGUCGGAUCCGCGGUUUCCUGAUAUCCGUGGAGGGCUGCGAGCUACAUCACUCAUUCAGCUUCCCCGGAGGCGCCGGCACUGUGGUCCACUGCUCCACCCAUGCUACACUCCUGGUGGCUGGCCUGCCGCGGGCUGCAGUCAAGGACCCGUCUUCACCGUUGAGCGCUGGCAUCACCGCCUGGCGCAUACUGAACGAAGCCCCGUGGUACAAGCUCUCAGUGGUAUCCGACCAGUUGGAGACACAGCUCGCCAACCAGGGCUUCCAGUUCUAUGUGCCCUUCGCGUCUGCUAAGAACUUGGCCUUCAUAGUCCAAAUGGUGGUAUCCCCAGACAACUCGAAGCUGGUCUGUCUGCACUGCAACGGUGACGUCACGGUCUGGCGUCUCCCGCUCCUGAAGCUGCUGCACCGCUACCCGCUACCAGCGCAGCCUCAGUGCGACCUGCAGAACCCGCUCGUGAAGCAGGAGAAUGACGCCUUGUCGCACCACGCCAGUGACGUCAGCUGGUGGAGUGACGAGGAAGUGAUUCUCUCUCGGUUCAGCGGAGCAGUGUCUGUGUGCAACAUAGAGAAUAUGAUCAACAUCCUGGGCAAGAAACCGGAGUUCUUCCAGGGGGCACCCAGGGUGACGAUGGCUCACGCCGGGACAUUCAUGGUGCUGGAGUGCGAGUCCAACGUGCUGCCGUCCAAGAGAGCCCGCAGCGAUGACAGCCUGGAAAUGGUACAAAUCGAACCCGACACGGAAGACACGAUGCUAGACCUGACUAGAGAACUCUUCAAGUCAGUCAUGUUCGCGAUAACCGACAUGGAGACUUUUCAACCGCGGCCGAAAAGAGUCACGGUUGUCGCUCGGGUGUACAGACUACUUGGAGUUAGGAGUACUACACCGCAGGAGCUGUUUUCUAGGAAGAUCGAGAGCGGCAACUACACUGAGGCUUUGGCAUUGGCAGAGGAGUUUGGACUAGACAGUGACUUGGUGUACCAGCAGCAAUGGCGCAAGAACCCAGUUUCCACUGAUGCUAUUCAAAAAUACCUGAGCAAAGUAUCGAAGAAGAUCUGGGCGGUUCAUCAGUGCGUGGAUCGACUGCCAGAAACCUUGCCAGCCGCCAAGGAGCUUCUACACUUCGGUCUCAAGUUGACCAACGAGGAGAUACUUAACGAAAUAAAUAAGGACAGAGAGGAGAAGAUUGAUGACCCAGAUUUGAUAGAGUUGUCAGACUUGAACGCGUACACUAGUGAGCUACUCCGAUGUCGGCAUGUCAUGUUGUUCUACCGGCAGCGCGUCUCGCUCUAUGAGGCGAUCCUCCGUUGCGAGAAAUCCACCUACGUGAAAGACGAAUACGACCGCCUCCGCGCCAACAGCCUCGUCCACAGCUCCGUCGAGCUCGCCAAGGAGGGCCGCAUCUCGGCGCUCGCGUGCCUGUGGCCGCACAUCCCCGCGGCGGGCGGGCAGCUGGCCGUGCUGGCCAGCCUGCCGGAGACGAGCUGCCCGCGCCGCUACCGCCACCUGCUGCCCGCCGCUCCCGGGCCAGCGCGCCGCCCCAGCCCGCGGCCCGAGGACUGCGUCGGCGACUGGUGCAGGAAGGAGGGCUUCAGAUCUAUUUGGAGCUCGAACUGGUCUGAAGACAGCUCGCCAGACACCGAAACUGCUGCCAACGACGAUAUAUCCCAGUGGUAUGAGAAACGCGCGCGCGAGAUCGAAGCAAAAAGCGGUCUCGCGUCUCAUGCGCUAACUCUCGCCACCAUCGCGGCCGAGACUUGUGGAGUAACUGGCCUUGACUCGCUGAUCUUCCAUCUCCUAACCCUGGAUGUAUUGCUGUAUGACCUGAAUGUGGAGGGGGUGACGUUGGAACAGCUGGAGAAACUUAGUGCGCUUGAGACCUGUGGGUUACUCAUGAAGAUGUCAACGCCGAAGACCUUUGUAGCAGACCUGAAGCAGUUCGUGAUCCCGUUCCUCAAGCGCUACGAGACACUGACGAAGCGCGCCGACUGCGUCGUGCAGGGACUCAUGGACUAUCUGGAGAGCGUCAGCGUCGACGACUUGUCUUCUAUAUUACUGGUACUACAAUCUCCCAACGAGUUUGAGCUCGACGUCCGCACGCAUUUAGAUCUGGCCGAGAAGUGCUUGUACGCGUACAACGGUACGGAACAGUUGGACAAGGCGUGUGACUUGCUUGACACAAUAUUAAAAGAAACAGAUGGAAGCAUUUCUGAAAGCGAGCUGAUCCGCCGAUGCGCUGAAUUGGAGAAACUAGUCGCAGCGAGUAGUCUGAUCAACUGGAGAGGGGUCCGGGUCACCGUUCAGGAGCUGAAGGAGAUGCCACGCGAUAAGGAAAGGGCCAGGAUGCUGCUGGCCAGGGUGGCUAGAGACAAGAACCGCGAAGAGAAAUGGUCGCAGCAAGAGUGGGAGAAACUGCUGAAAGAUUUGCUCGAGUUGCAGUCUACUUUACUGAACUGUGUCAGCAAGGAGGAGGUUUACGAGAUAUACGCCUCAUCGCUCCUGACCUCUGGUGACGAGGCGAGCAUCAAACUCGCGAGUACCGUGCUCUCGUGCGGCGGCGCCACUCGCCUCGUGCCGCCGGCUCGCUCGGCGCAGCUCGUGGCCGCCUGCGCCAGGGAGUACUUCAACUCUAGCGGGGAGCUACGGGAACCGGCGCUGCAGAGAGCCAAGUGCGCUUUAUCUCUUAUUCAAGACGAAAACGAAGAGAUACAGAAGGAGCUGGAUCUCAUCGCUUCGUUGGAAAUACUGAGCGCUUUCAACUUGGACAUACUUCCCAUUCAAGUCCGCCUGUGCGAAGACCGACUGACCCUCAUCGAGAAGUGUCUACAGUCUGACCCGAAUGCUUAUAUGGCGAGCAGCAAGCUGCUGAAGCUAGCCAAGCUGUUGCGCGUCGCUGGCGACGAUGAUCAUGCCAGGGAAGGCCAAGUACUUCAACUAGUAGCGUCGGCCGCCGUCGCCGCGGGCGCGGGGGGCUGCGCCGCCGCCGCCGCCGCCGCGCGCCGCCUCGCCGCGCUUCGGUGCGCUCCCGCCGCGCCGCUGCUUGCGCACGUCGCCAAGAGCGCGCAUGCUCAUGCCGACACUGAUGCGAGGAGAGCGCUGUAUGCGGCCGCGGCUACAUAUGCCGACCCGAAGGAUAUCGAACAGAUAUUAAAAGAUAGAUUAUCGCUAGAGCUGGAGGGUCUGCAGCAGACGGCGGCGGCGGCGCGCGAACACGCCAGCCUUGUGGAGCGCUGGCCUUCAACGGACGAUGAAUUUGUUGACGCUAUCACUACUCCCGUGAUAGAGAAGAAGGACCUGGUGGCUGCGGUGGAGAAAAAGGUGCCGCUGUUCAACUACCUGCUGGAUACCUUCCAAAACAAGUUCUCCGGAGGCGGUGACACAAAACCCCAGCCAACCGACGCGUCAGACCACUCCAUCUACUGCCAGGAGUUCUACCGAACCCUGUACCCCGAGCACAAGACCUCCGACUCGUACUACACCUACUCCACCUUCAGCGUGCCCAGUCCCCACGAGCAGAGCCAGGCUCAGGCCGUGCUCAAGUGGUACUACGUGCAGAACUGUCUCGACAACAGCUCGCCGCAGCUAGAGGGGGAAGUGGUCCAAAAAGUCGCCGAAGAGCUCCUAAACAAAGACACAGCUCUCAGCGUGGCGUGCCUGCUGCGCUCAGCGCGCGACUCUCGGCUCUGGAAGCUGCGCCACUCCCGCGCCGCGGUCAGCGCCGCUCUGUACGCGAACGUUCUCGAAUGUUCCGCGCCCGAGCUCAGGGACAACGUCUACCUUACCAAACCCAAGCAGCUAGCCCGAAUGACUCUCGAAGGGCAGACGGCGUCCGACGAGCAGAUGGAAGUGAUCCGGCGCUGCCUCGCCAAGCUCAGCGGCUGCGGCGAGGUCGAACAGAUCAAGGCUUUAGGCGUCAACGUCAACGGCUUACUGUUCUCCGCAGACCCUGACUACCGGCAGGAGAUCGUCUACAGACUCGCCAGGUCACCAAACCCCGAGCACCUGGAGUUGGCGUGUUCCCUAGCCUCCAAAUACGACCUGGACGCUUUAGAAGUGUGGCUGCAGCACGCGGACAGCGACCCCACACUCGCCAGCUUACUGUCCAGUGUGCCUUGCGGCGACGCUACCACUCAUACUCGUAUCUGCGAAGGUCUCUGGCCCAAGAUCACCGGUUCCAACCACCAUGCUUUAAUAAACUUCUUCACAAUACUCAAGAAUGUGGACGAGAAACCGUUACUCUGGGGCCUGACGGCGGCUGAACACAUCAAACUGCUGAAGAAAGUCAAGGCUGCUUCGAAUGAGUUGGACUACAAGAUCCUUCUAGAACCCGCUUCGGAAGCAGAGUUCACCUCGCACAUACUCUCCGUGAUGCGACCAGAGACCGCCGGCAUGGUCACCAAGCUGCUGCGGACUCUACCCCCGGCCUUCCGCCUGCCUCUACCGGUGCAUACGCUCUACACCGUGUGGCUCACUCACUACUUCUACAGUGAGCCGAGCACCGGGUCUGUGAGCAACAAGAAGUGGAUGCAGCGCUACCGGCAGUGCGCGAGCUACUUCAACAAGCUCGCCAAGAAGGAGCUGCUGCGCUUCCUGGCCGACACCUGCUUCAGUCCCCAGGCCCUACAGCGGGUCCCCGCGGGCACUCGGAGCCUGAUGCUGAUGCAAGCUGUGGACUACUGCCAGCAGGAGCAGGAGAACGACUUCAAGUUCACCAAGGACGAGUUGUCGUGGACGCAGGUCGGGCAGGAGCUGACGCGCUGGGCGCGCUUCCUGGAGAACUACCACUCGGACACCAUCCAGGGCAUCGUGGGGAACGGCGGCGUGUCGCGACACGAGAUAUGGCCGGAGAUAGAGCAGAGCCACGGGGACCCGACGACGCUAGUCCCACUAGUGGGCCGCCUCGUGCUGGGCGGGCUGGGCUCGGCGGCGCUGGGCACGCUGCUGCAGUGUCUGCACGUCGCCGCCGACGCUGCGGGCGUGUUGCGACACCUUGCUGACAACAGUGGACCCAGGUGCAUAGCAGUCCCACUAGUGGGCCGCCUCGUGCUGGGCGGGCUGGGCUCGGCGGCGCUGGGCACGCUGCUGCAGUGUCUGCACGUCGCCGCCGACGCUGCGGGCGUGUUGCGACACCUUGCUGACAACAGUGGACCCAGCGACAUUCCAGCCCUAGUGACCCGCAUCAUCCAAUACCACAAAGAAGGCAUCAAACUCCCCGAAGACCUGAUAGAAACCGUCAUGGCCAAAGCCACUGAGGCCGGUCUUCCCCCUCACAAGCAGAUCGGCCUACUCGCCUUGAGCGAUAAGGGGAAGAUGGAACACACGGGGGACGUGGCUAAGGUGGCGCGGUACACUGUGGACUUGAUCAAGACGGAGUUUGGUAAUGAGGAGUACGCUGAGCAGUUGACAGAGGAACAACUGAUGACGGAUGGAGGCAGACGACAGGCGCUCACACAGUUGCUAGAACUCGCGGACACGUUCGCGCGCAGGAAGGCGCUCGUGGACGUCGUCAACUGCUGGCCGCCCAGUCGGGACAGCGAAUCCCGCAGCAUCCAGUUCCUGUACCUUCAGAACUUGUUGUCCGACUGCGAACAGCACGAGGCGAGGGUAGUCAUCAAACUGUUGCUGCGGCGACCACAACUGACACCUCAGGAAGUCAAAUUACUAACCUCGGACGUUUCGGGCGAGUCAAUUGUCAGCGCGCUGUGGGUGGUGUUGUUGGCCAAGAGCGACCGGGAGCAACUACUGUACCUCGCCAACAAACACAAGAACUACCUCUCGAGCAUAGUGGAAAUCGAAGACGACCUGAUUAAAGAGCUACUCGACAACGACUAUUUCACCGCCAUAGUCCCCACGCCGCUCUACUCCGCGGCCAUCAACUACAUCGUGGGCAGCGAGGCCGCGGACAACGCGUACUCCAUAGAGUGGGCGGUCGCGGAGCUGCGCCGGCGCCGCCACAGCGCCGAGGCGGGCCAGCUGCAGCUCAUGGCUGUGGGCGUGCCCGCCGCGCUGCGGGGGUUCACGCAGUCUGUGUUGUAUUGUAGGAAUUUGUUUAAGAACUAAUGCAGGUUAUGGCAUAACUUAUUGAAUUAUUAAAUGAUGCAAUCGG
Messenger RNA from Leguminivora glycinivorella, 6794 nucleotides. Its product is annotated as NBAS subunit of NRZ tethering complex-like. The record is from RefSeq and is a predicted model, not a curated record. Gene Ontology annotation, cellular component: Dsl1/NZR complex; endoplasmic reticulum membrane. Gene Ontology annotation, biological process: retrograde vesicle-mediated transport, Golgi to endoplasmic reticulum. Gene Ontology annotation, molecular function: SNARE binding. NCBI's taxonomy places the organism in Eukaryota, Metazoa, Arthropoda, Insecta, Lepidoptera, Tortricidae.